UUCCUGCUGGUCAGCCCCUCGCGGCUGCUCCGCGGCUCCGGCUCUCCCUGCCGCCUCCUUCCUCCGCGCAAAUGGGAUGCCAGCUAAACGUGAUGUUGUAAAAUCCAUGUGAGGACGAAAGGCAGAUGCAAUGAUUUGAAAGGUCUGUCUUUGGAGGAAAACCGGAUUUUGCCUACUGGAAGAAUGCAGUGAAACUGCCAGUAUUUCUAGCUGGAAUUAUAAAUUUAAUAUUCAACUUUAGCGUUACUAGUUUCUUACUAAAUAGUACCUCAAAGUAGAAGAAAAAUGUAUGGAAGUGCAAGAACAAUCGGCAACUUGGAAGGAAGUCCCGCCAGGUCUCCCCGCUUGCCAAGGUCCCCUCGCCUGGGUCACAGGCGAACCAGCAGCGGGGGAGGAGGGGGGACAGGGAAGACUUUAUCCAUGGAGAACAUCCAGUCCCUUAAUGCAGCCUAUGCAACAUCUGGACCAAUGUACCUGAGUGACCACGAGGGUGUAGCUUCUACUACUUUCCCAAAGGGCACAAUGACUCUUGGAAGGGCUACAAAUCGAGCUGUGUAUGGUGGCCGAGUCACAGCCAUGGGGAGCAGCCCCAAUAUUGCUUCUGCUGGACUGUCACAUACAGAUGUCCUUUCUUACGCUGACCAGCACGGAGGGCUGACCACAUCCUCACACCACCACCACCACCAGGUUCCUUCCAUGCUGAGACAGGUUAGAGAUAGCACCAUGUCAGAUCUGCAGGCUCAGCUUAAGGAUCUACAGAGGGAGAAUGAUCUUCUCAGAAAAGAACUAGACAUUAAGGACAGCAAGCUGGGAUCCUCUAUGAACAGCAUCAAAACUUUCUGGAGUCCUGAGCUAAAGAAAGAGAGAGUAUUGAGGAAAGAAGAAGCAGCUAGAAUGUCAGUUCUUAAAGAACAGAUGAGAGUUUCUCAUGAAGAAAAUCAGCAUCUGCAAAUGACAAUCCAGGCACUUCAAGAUGAGCUUAGAACCCAGAGAGACCUUAACCAUCUUCUCCAGCAAGAAAGUGGGAACCGAGGGGCUGAGCAUUUUACCAUUGAGCUCACAGAGGAGAAUUUUCGAAGACUUCAGGCAGAGCAUGAUAGACAAGCUAAAGAGCUCUUCCUGUUGAGAAAAACUCUAGAAGAAAUGGAGCUCAGGAUUGAAACACAAAAGCAAACGCUAAAUGCCAGAGAUGAAUCAAUAAAAAAGCUUUUAGAGAUGUUGCAAAGUAAAGGUUUGCCUUCUAAAGGAAUGGAAGAUGACAAUGAGAGAACUCGAAGGAUGGCAGAGGCUGAAUCUCAGGUUAAUCAUUUAGAAGUGAUUUUAGAUCAGAAGGAGAAGGAAAACAUGCAUCUUAGAGAGGAAUUGCAUAGAAGAACCCAACUUCAGCCUGAGCCAGCAAAGACGAAGGCUCUGCAAACAGUCAUUGAAAUGAAGGAUACAAAAAUAGCUUCACUUGAGCGCAAUAUAAGAGAUCUUGAAGAUGAAAUACAGAUGUUAAAGACAAAUGGAGUUCUGAAUACAGAGGACCGAGAAGAAGAAAUCAAACAAAUAGAAGUUUACAAGAGUCACUCAAAGUUCAUGAAAAAUAAGAUUGAUCAACUGAAACAAGAACUCUCAAAGAAAGAAUCAGAACUUCUUGCCUUACAAACUAAGCUUGAAACCCUCAGCAAUCAGAAUUCAGAUUGCAAGCAACACAUUGAAGUGCUUAAAGAGUCCCUUACUGCCAAAGAACAGAGAGCUGCCAUACUUCAGACAGAGGUUGAUGCCUUGAGGUUACGAUUGGAAGAAAAAGAAACCUUUCUGAAUAAAAAAACAAAACAACUUCAAGACCUCACAGAAGAGAAAGGAACCCUUGCUGGAGAGAUUCGAGAUAUGAAAGACUUUUAAAAUAUUAAAAAAGAUAAACUAAACUUAUUGAGCAGAAAGAUUGAAAAUCUACAGGAGCAACUUAGGGACAAAGACAAACAGUUAACAAAUCUGAAAGACAGAGUGAAGUCGCUGCAGACGGAUUCCAGUAAUACAGACACAGCACUUGCAACCUUAGAGGAAGCUCUAUCAGAAAAGGAAAGAAUAAUAGAGCGUCUGAAGGAGCAAAGGGAUCGAGAUGACAGAGAAAGACUUGAAGAAAUUGAAUCUUAUAAAAAAGAAAACAAGGACCUGAAGGAGAAAGUUAAUGCUUUACAAGCUGAACUGACAGAAAAAGAGUCUAGUUUAAUCGAUCUCAAAGAACAUGCAUCUUCAUUGGCAUCAGCAGGGCUGAAAAGAGACUCCAAACUUAAGUCUUUAGAAAUAGCCAUAGAACAAAAGAAGGAAGAGUGUAGUAAGUUGGAAGCACAGUUGAAAAAGGCUCAUGAAGCUGAAGAGGAGGCACGGAUGAAUCCAGAAUUUGCAGACAGAAUGAAACAGCUCGACAAAGAGGCAUCAUACUAUAGAGAAGAAUGUGGCAAAGCUCAGGCUGAGGUUGACAGACUUCUAGAAAUACUCAAGGAAGUAGAGAAUGAGAAGAAUGACAAAGAUAAGAAAAUUGCUGAGUUAGAAAGCUUGACUUCCAGACAUAUGAAGGACCAAAACAAGAAGGUUGCCAAUCUGAAGCACAAUCAGCAAUUGGAGAAAAAGAAGAAUGCACAGCUGUUGGAAGAAGUUCGUAGGCGAGAAGACAACAUGACCGACAACUCUCAACAUUUGCAAGUAGAAGAGCUGAUGAAUGCACUGGAAAAGACUAGACAAGAAUUAGAUUCUACCAAAGCCCGUCUUGCCUCAACACAGCAGUCUUUGGCUGAAAAAGAAGCACAUCUGGCUAACCUGAGAAUAGAGCGAAGAAAACAACUUGAAGAAAUUCUAGAAAUGAAACAGGAAGCUUUGCUUGCUGCAAUUAGUGAAAAAGAUGCAAAUAUUGCCUUGCUUGAGCUGUCUGCUUCAAAGAAAAAGAAGACUCAAGAUGAAGUAAUGGCUCUUAAACGAGAGAAGGACAGAUUAGUACAUCAGUUAAAACAGCAGACCCAAAACAGAAUGAAGCUGAUGGCAGAUAACUAUGAUGAUGACCAUCACCACUACCACCACCAUCACCACCACCACCACCAUCGAUCUCCUGGGAGGACACAACACAACCACAGACCCUCUCCAGACCAGAUGAUCCAGUCACUGUUGGAGGCACAUAGCCACGGCAAAAUCUCAUGCUGUACAUUGAUCACCUGUCCAACCUUUGCCUAGAGUGUGAUCCCCAGUUCCUUCAAGAGAUCCAUCUUUACCUGUCUAUAAAGAAGAAGAGGAGGAGGGAGACAUCUGGGAUAUUCAAGUAUCAAAGUUUAACACCAGAGCAGUUGUCAGAGGAACUAGUGAAAAAGGAAGAAAAAACUGUAGCACUGGAAGGUAACAAUGAUAAUCUAUUGCAUUGGAUCUCCAAACAUGACCAUGAUAUCCUGGAGAAGAUCACAGAUGCAGAAAAUGAAUGCUAAGGUUGAUAUCUAAUGAAAUGCUGCAUUAAUUAGCAUUUUCUCCAUUAUUUCUUGUAGUCUAUUGUGAAAUUAGAUACUUUGGAAAAUAAUGAAGGAGACUCAAGCAGAAAUUAUAAGAGCUUCAUUUCUGUCUUUAAUGGGUCUUGUGAGUUACUCUGUUUUUACAAAGAAACCAUCUGUUCAGAAUAUAGUUGUUUCAUGAAGUUCAGUUAAACAGGUUAUUUAGCUAAUUUUUGGUAAAUGAAUAUUGAUUUUAAUAGGUAAUUCAGAUUCCCUUAGAUGUGAUAUCUGCAUUUGCUGAUUUUACCUAGUCUAUUCUAAAGUAUCACUUCUAUUGCACUAGAUUAUCAAAGAGGUAUUAGUAAAAUGCUAUAUAAGGGUGUUGGCAUUAACUUUACCCCCAGUUAGAUACAGGCUUUUCCAAAAAACAAAAACAAGCCUUUACCCUCCUCUGUUUUCUUUUAUCUACUGAUAAAAUAAUAAAAAUUAAAACCAAACCAAAACCAAAUAUUGAUACUAUAACCGGUAUUAAGCUCUGGGCCAGGUUGGAAAUGAAAUCAAUUUUUGGUACUAAUAACUGAUGACAAAGCUUAGUUUUAUGAAAAUAUGGUGUGUGUCUCUGACAAUGUAUAGGACAUCUAAUUUGAACAUAAAUAUAUGAUUAUAUACAAGAUGUAUCUAUUCCUGGAUGGUAAAAGCUUGAGGUGUAUAUAAAUACAUAUGUGUAUAUAUAUAUAUGGACACGUACACAAGGAUGUAUCAACCUUUUACCAUCCAAAUGCAUACAUGUUUUCAACAAUAAAAGCUGGGACUCUUAAAGAAACAAACAAAAAGAAAAAUAAAGAUAAUAUUGCUGUGAAUACAGUAUAUGCACUAGGUCUCCUGUAAAUGUGGAACUGUUUGUUAUUGUUCUCUACACUGAAAAACAGUCUCCGACACAGACCCCAAUGAAUCUUAGAUGUUAAAGAAAAUACCAAUGAACAAACAGCACUUGAAGGCUGUUUGUGUCAACAAAAUGUGUCUAGUAAAAUAAAUUUAAAGCACAUGCAAGGAAAAAUAAAAAUGUGACGUCGUCACAUUCAAUGAGAGACUCUUAAGUGACAGUCAGAUCUCUGCCACUUCCCAAGGAGAGGUUCCUUCUGACUCCACAAACAUUUUCAGUCAGUCUGGCAAACAUGUGCAAGUGUUUGGCUGUUUUGUUGAGGCAUCUUUUUGUCCAUGGAAGGAAGAAAUUCUUCCAUGCUGAUGGCAGUGGAAAUAGAAUAUCUGCAUUUUUAAAGGACAAACAAUAAAUUUAAGCAUGGGUGGCCUUAAUCCUUAGUAGUUUUUCUUUGCUGCUGUUAAAAAAAAAAAAAAAAAAAAGAAAAAGAAAAAAAAAAAAAGAAAUCUAAAUGGAUACUCCUAAAGUCUUGCACUGAAUUUAGAAAAAUUAUUUUUUGAACCUGUGGUGCGAUUAACCCUUAACAUCCUACAUGAGCCAUACAUAGCAAUCCCCUUAAAAUUAUUGUCUAGAGAUGAUGUUUUAUUUAUUUGUACCAUGAUUCUCGGUGCAAUCAAAGAGCAAUUUAUUUGAGCAGGAGUCCUGCUGGAUGUUACUGUCUUCAGUAAAUAGAAUAAAAUGUAUAGAAUUAGCGUAGUGUAGAUAAUCCCAAUUUCAUUCAUGUUUAAAAAGUUUGUCCUUUAACUAUCAAUGGCAUUUUAGAUCUUUGUUUUUGAAACAGCAAAGCUUUUGGGAGUAUAUUUAGCACAUAUGACAAAUGUUGCACUUGGAAACUCAGACAACAAAACUGGUUUCUCAUGACAAAUUUGUUGUCGCAGUAGGGGACAAUCGUCUGUGUCUCUUACAAUCAGGUCUUUACCUUAACUCUGCAACCGAAUACUUGAAGUAGGAUAUAAACUAGGGGGGAAAUAGGGUCACAAAGCUGUAUAGUUAGAUAUUUAUAUGUAUGUGCCAAUUUUGUCACAGCUAUUAUUUUAGGGGCAUUUUUGCUCCGUUCAUGUUGGUAUGAGUAUUGAUCUAAACUUUUAUCAGGGCCUAAAAGUUAGCCCCUAAAGAGGAAAAUUUUGUCUAACAUUGAUUUUUUUUCUUUCUUGCUUUGGGGUUUUUGGGUUUUUUUCCUCCUUCUUUUCAUUUCAUGUGAUAUUCUAUGAUGUUUGGAGAAAAUCUUUUCAUAUCCUAAAACAGAAUCUCGGGGUUUACAAUAAACACUGUGAUGUUGGGAAAUAUUUUAUUUGAGCAAUGUUUGGUAGAUUUCCCCCCUCCCCUCUGAGUGUAAUGAAGCAAACCAACUUUUGCUUAACAUUUAAGAUAAUGGUUAUUAUUUUAACGUGAGAUCAGUCUUGUACUGCACAUCCUUUCUUUCAUUUAAAUGUACAGUAUGAAUUUUGUAUUUAAUGAAUUUUGUGUAUCCAGUAUGCACGUACCUGCACAUUGACUUUCAUUUGAAAGUGGGUUUCAAUUUACUUUUUAAACAGUGUUUAUGAAAAGACCUCAGAUGUGUUGACACAAACUAUAUCCGCAAAGUUUCUUUUUGUGUGUGUAGGGUGACGUUUGAAUGUGACGUUCCGCAGCAAUGGGUCAGUAUCCCCUAUUUACCUUAGAUCCUCAUUUGAUAGUGCUUCUUGUAAUAAUUUUUUCAAGUGAGUGGCAUGUUCUGGAUUGUGAUAUUGAUAUAUGGUUAAGGACAUUGAUAUGAAACUAAGGAAUUCCUAGAAAUUACCAGUGGGGCAUGUAUUAGACAGUCAUUGUAAUUUAAUGUCUUGUAGAAGUGUAAAGUACCAAGGUAUUUAGAGUUCAUAACAUUGUUAUCAUGUGUAUGGGAAGUAUUUAGUGUUGAUCAGCUUGUUUAUUUUCAUCAAAUAAACUUUGUUUCUUUCUGAAA
Cyanistes caeruleus (blue tit) is the source of this 6337-nucleotide messenger RNA. The record is from RefSeq and is a predicted model, not a curated record. NCBI's taxonomy places the organism in Eukaryota, Metazoa, Chordata, Aves, Passeriformes, Paridae.